UUUGGGGUUUAAAAAAACUACAUCUCCCAGCGUCCCCCAGUGACACACAACAACAGGCGAGAGGGAGGCAGCAGCCGGCAGAGAAGGAGACAGACAGACUGCGUAAAGACAAGGACAGAGAGACACGGGCAGAGUUUUUCCUCCAUCCAUGGGGGGUUCACACCGCGCGCAGGAGGACAAGUGACGGACAGAAAGCCGCGCAACAUGCCGAAGAACCAGGAAGUGGAGCGCAUCGCCAAAAAGCUGGAUAAAAUGGUGCACAAGAAAAACACGGACGGAGCUCUGGACCUGCUGCGGGAACUCAAGAACAUCAAGAUGUCUCUGGAAACCCUGCAGUCGACCAGAGUCGGGAUGUCGGUGAACGCGGUGAGGAAACACAGCUCAGAUGAAGAAGUUCAGACUCUGGCCAAAGCUCUCAUCAAGUCCUGGAAGAAACUGCUGGACGGUUCAGAGGGGAAGUCGGAGGAGAAGAAGAAGGAGGCCUCUCCGGUGAGGUCAUCGUCCACCUCCAAGGACUCGGGCAGCAGCGAGAAAAGUAAGAAGUCCGGCGACGCCCCCACCACGCCCACCACGCCCACCUCCCUCACCACCGCGACCCUCCCCCCUCGGGUCACUUCCUUCCCCCCUCCCCCCGUCACCACCGACAGCGUGCGGAACAAGUGCCGAGAGCUGCUGGUG
Plectropomus leopardus (leopard coralgrouper) is the source of this 678-nucleotide messenger RNA. Lineage: Eukaryota; Metazoa; Chordata; Actinopteri; Perciformes; Serranidae. The record is from RefSeq and is a predicted model, not a curated record.